AUCACUUGCCACCUUUCGUCGCUGACUUGCCGAACUGACAUCGUCGACUUUGUCCUCCGCCUCGCCAUCGCACUUGUCUGCCAGACGACACCUCUCCACUCUCACACCACACGAUCACAAUGGCAUUGCGACUAGCGACACGGCGCUUUGCGCCCCAGCUCGUGGCGCGCCGCGGCAUGGCCAGCGUUGUCGACACGGCCAAGAACGCAACGAACGCCCCGGGAAUCGUUUCAGAGGCCACUUCGCGUUCGACAGCACCAAAGCCCGCGAGCGAGACGAGCACGAUACAGGAUCCGACCGCAGAUAAGAAUGCCAAGAUCAAGACAUUCCAGAUCUACAGGUGGAACCCAGACACGCCAGAGGAGAAGCCAAAGAUGCAAUCAUACACAUUGGAUCUGAACAAGACGGGACCUAUGAUGUUGGAUGCUCUGAUUAGAAUCAAGAACGAGGUGGACCCAACUCUCACAUUCCGAAGAAGUUGCAGAGAGGGUAUCUGCGGUAGCUGCGCCAUGAACAUUGAUGGCGUGAACACAUUGGCUUGCCUUUGCCGAAUCCCCACAAAUACCGCAAAGGAGUCGAGGAUAUAUCCUUUGCCACACACAUACGUGGUCAAGGACUUGGUGCCAGAUUUGACCCAGUUCUACAAGCAGUACAAGUCAAUCAAGCCAUACCUCCAGCGUGACGCUCCUCCAGAAGACGGCAAGGAAGUUCGUCAAUCUAAGGAGGACCGCCGCAAGCUCGACGGUCUCUACGAAUGCAUUCUCUGCGCCUGCUGCAGCACAUCCUGCCCAUCAUACUGGUGGAACAGCGAAGAAUACCUCGGCCCAGCAGUCCUCAUGCAAUCAUACCGAUGGAUCGCCGACUCUCGUGACCAACGCGCCGAACAACGCAAGGACGCCCUGAACAACAGCAUGUCUCUCUACCGAUGCCACACCAUCUUGAACUGCAGCAGGACAUGUCCCAAGGGCCUUAACCCAGCUUUGGCCAUCGCCGAGAUUAAGAAGGCUAUGGCGUUCUCAUAGACGACGCGUGCGAUGGGUAGUUUUUCUGUGCGUCUGUGUAACAACUGCUUUAGACAUGCGAGAAGAUUAGGGCAAAUGUAUCAGCAGAGGCGCUACAUGGAUGAGAGAGGCCAAGUGGGUACUACUACUAUACCAGCAAGAAGAAACACACUUUGUACAUAAGCCUUCCCCUUUCAAAAUGUUCAAGUCAAAAAUUUCAGCGAUUGGCGUCCUUUCCCAAAGAUCGCCCGUCGUCUGUGGUCAUGCGAUUUCCGCGUAAUGUCUUUCCCGGUUGAAUUCCUGUACAGUCGCAUCCAGGACACGCAAAAAUGGUCGAGCCA
Messenger RNA from Cercospora beticola, 1342 nucleotides. RefSeq names its product succinate dehydrogenase iron-sulfur protein subunit SDH2 (gene SDH2). Gene Ontology annotation, molecular function: 2 iron, 2 sulfur cluster binding; electron transfer activity. Gene Ontology annotation, biological process: respiratory electron transport chain; aerobic respiration; tricarboxylic acid cycle. NCBI's taxonomy places the organism in Eukaryota, Fungi, Ascomycota, Dothideomycetes, Mycosphaerellales, Mycosphaerellaceae. The record is from RefSeq and is a predicted model, not a curated record. Gene Ontology annotation, cellular component: mitochondrial membrane.